This is a messenger RNA of Rhineura floridana, 701 nucleotides long. RefSeq names its product hypocretin neuropeptide precursor (gene HCRT). Gene Ontology annotation, biological process: feeding behavior; neuropeptide signaling pathway. The record is from RefSeq and is a predicted model, not a curated record. The coding region runs from base 50 to 502 and encodes 150 amino acids. NCBI's taxonomy places the organism in Eukaryota, Metazoa, Chordata, Lepidosauria, Squamata, Rhineuridae. The transcript is spliced from 2 exons.
GGAAGGUCAUGACACAAGCCUGCUUGGGGCCUUGAAGAUACCCAAGACUAUGGAGAGCCGCAACAUGAAGAUCCAGGGAACCACCUUGCUGCUCCUGCUCUUCCUCCUGUGCUCCUUUGCCGUGGCCAAGCAAGACGUGCCAGACUGUUGCCGUCAAAAGAGCUGCUCAUGUCGCAUCUUCGAGCUGCUCCAUGGUGUGGGGAACCACGCUGCUGGCAUCCUCACCCUUGGCAAGCGGAGCAGCGCCAUGGCCAGCAAGACUUUCCAGAGCCGGCUCUACCGCCUCUUGCAUGGCUCAGAGAACCAGGCUGCUGGGAUCCUCACCAUGGGCAAGCGGGCGAGUGAGUUGGCACCGGAGGACAGGGAGGAUGUGCCCAGCAGCACCCAGCUAACACCAGCGCCAUACAGUGUGGAGCCUGAUCCUGCCGCCGGCUGCCUGGCACCCCUUCAGAAGGACUUGCCAUCUGGCUGGAAGAUUGGUGCUGCUGCUGCCGCUUACUAAGGUGUGGAUGUCCAAGUAGAGAAAACAUUUCAAAGGGACUGUAUGAGCCCCUUCUACUUUCUAUCAUCACCACUAUUGGUUAUUAUUUAAUGCCAGGCAGGUGCUGGGUGCUGUACCGGAGGUGGCAGUGAUGUAAUCCCUCCUGUUGUGUAAAUAGCUCUUUUCAAACAUCUGUCACCUCAUCCUCUGGUGUGUUUUU